CGCCCUGGGCGUCAUGAGUUACUUCCUGUCUUACUGCAAAGCUCAUGGCGGCGCGCUGCUCACCGGCUACCAGGCCCUGCGCGCCGAGGGCUUUCUGUGCGACGUGACUCUGGAGGCCGAGGGCAGCGAGUUCCCGGCGCACAGGUCGCUCCUCGCGUGUUCCAGCGACUACUUCAGGGCCCUGUUCAAGAGCCACACCCGGGAAUCCCGGGCGCCCGUGAUCCACCUGCAUGUGCCGUCAGCGGCCGGCCUGCAGCGCCUGCUGGACUUCAUCUACACCGCCUGGCUGCCGCUCUCCAUGGACACCGUGGAGGACACGCUGGAGGCCGCCAGCUACCUGCAGGUCACCGAGGCCCUGGGGUUGUGCGGCCGCUACCUGGAGCGCCAGCUAGCCCCUGAUAACUGCUGCUUCGCCGCCAACAUGGCGGCGCGCUUCGGCCUGGUGCACACGCUGGGCGUGGCCGAGCGCUGCAUUGUGAGCCACCUGCGGGAGCUGCUGGCGCGGGGCGCGGGCCCCGCCGGGCUGCUGGAGCUCAACCCCGCGUCGCUGAGGGCCGUGCUGGGUGCCCCUGACGUGGCGCGCGUGCCCGAGGCCCGGCUGCUGGGCCUGGCUCUGGCCUGGCUGCGGCAGGAGCCCGAGGCCGAACGGCUGGCCCACUGCGCCGCGCUGCUCGAGCGCGUCCGCUUCGGCCUGGUGCCCACCGACGUGCUGCGGCGCGUGUACUCGGGCUCCGGCCUCACCCUGCCCUCCCGGGUCAAGGGCCUCAUCAUCCAGGCCCUCAACUACCACACGUCGCCCUCCCGCCAGCCGCUCAUGCAGGGCGAGCAGACCAGCGUCCGGAGCCCCCAAACCCGCAUCUUGUUGGUCGGGGGGUGCAGGGGGCGGGAGGUGGUGACCGAGGAGGUCGUGGCCCCCCGGCGGGCAGCCAGGGGGAGGGGCGCCGCGGCGGAGCCCGAGGAAGAGGAGGAGGAAGAGGAGCAGGUGGAGGAGGAGGAGGAGUGGGAGCUUACCCAGGACGUGGUGGCCUUUGACGGGUACAACCACCGCUGGCGCAGCCUCACGCGGCUGCCCGCUCCGCUACUGGGACACAGCGUGUGCGCCGCGGGCAACUUCCUGUUCGUCCUCGGCGGGGAGACCCCGUCGGGCGGCGGCUCCUCCCCCACAGCCGACGGCCUGCGGGCGGUCACGGCCGAAGUGCACCGUUUUGACCCGCGCUUCCGCGCUUGGACAACUGUGCCCGCUAUGCGGGAAGCGCGGGCCCAUUUCUGGUGCGGCGCCGUGGGUGAGGGGCUCCUGGCCGUCGGGGGCCUGGGCGCGGGCGGCGAAGCGCUGGCUUCAGUGGAGAUGUACGACCUGCGCUGGGACCGCUGGACGGCGGCCGGGGCGCUGCCGCGGGCCCUGCACGGCCACGCGGGGGCUGUCGGGAACUGCGGCGUCGUGUAUGUCUCCGGGGGCAAGGCGGGGAGAGGCGAGGGCGGCGCGAACAGCCUCCGGGACUUGUUCUCCCUGGGCCCCGGGGAGCAGGCGUGGAGCAAGAGGGCGCCUAUGGGCACGGCCCGCUUCGGGCACCACAUGGCCGCACUGCGCGGCGCGCUGUUCGCCUUUCUGGGGCGCUACGAGCCCUUCUCCGAAAUCGAGCGCUACGACCCCGGCACCGACCAGUGGACUCGGCUGCGGCCGCUACCCUACGACCGCUUCUGCUAUGGGCUGGCCGUGGUCGACGAGACGGUGCUGCUGCUGGGAGGCCUGAAGUGGCAGGACUCACGCCAGGUGCCUACCCGCAACGUGGUGGGUUAUGACCUCGACCUGGACCGCUGGGAGGACACUGGCUGCGCGCUGCCUUGGGCCUGGAGCGGCCUGCAGUGCGCAGUGCUGCAGCUGGCCGAGGGUGGGGACGAGGAGAGGGAGGGAGAGCCUGGAGAGGCGCCAGAUUUAGUGCUGGGCUUAAUGGGUCAGUGAGCAAGUCGCGCCUGACCAGGCUUACAGAGCAACCCGUGGGCUUUUCCUUAGGCUUGGCCAAAGAGGAACAUUUCCCCUUACUCUGAGAAUGGGAGACAGGACGGGUCAAAUUUAGAAGGAUAUAUGAAUCAUCUUCAGUGAACUGGGGAUUUCUAGAAAUUCUCAUGCUGGGCUAGACAUGGACUUUGAAAAUAAAACAUGACCCUAUUUUCCCUCUGGUAGUUAGUGUUUCCCAGGCGCUAAACAGUGACUACUUCUGUGCCAAACAGCCAAAAAACGUACCAUAAGAAAUUAUGUACAAGACCAGAAAAUUGUUAGCUAUAAAGACUGUAAUAAAUGGUUCUAGAAGAUGGCAUUAUCUGAAUAAAUAAAUAUUUAUCUGAAUAAAUAGUGAAGGGAAAGUGCCUUGGUUAAUAAACACAUGCAAUCAUUGUAGGAAGAACUAUGAUUUUAUGAUCCAGAAUCAUGGUUAUAGUUCUGCUCUGAUAGUUUAAUAUAGAUAUGGAACUGAGAGGAAAAAAAUCUCUAAGAAAGCACCAUUUUUUUUUGAGAAAAUAACCUAGGUUAAGUUUUUCUGUACUUCAUCCUUACUUACCCUAGUCUGCUUUUGCCCUGGCUUUUGGCAGCUCAUUGGUUUUAAGUUUUAUUUCUGCAGCCCUUAGCCAUAAUAAUCAGGCUUCUUUGGCUUAGUGGAACACCUAAGAAAAACAAAUCAAAACCCUAUUUCAUUCAUCCUCUUUAAAUGUUCAUUCUGCAGACAUGCUGUAGGUAAUAUUUGUAAAAAAAUAUUUUUUAAGUUUAUUUUUAGUGGUACCCCCCCCCCUCUGCCCCACCUUCCCAAAAGAAUCACAGAGAAACGAAAGAGGAGUAGGUGAAAUUUUAAAGUUCCUUUCAGGUAAAUGGGAAACCAGCUUGAUUUUGCAGGACCUCUGAGAAGAUUCUUGUAUACACUGGACAGGUGCUUCUUCUGGCUUGUACCACCAAUGGAGUGACAAAGUUAAAACCUGUAACCGGGGGUGGGGUGGUGGGGUGGUGGCGGCUGUGUGAUUAGGUCACAAAGAAAUGUGAUGAGGACUGCAUGAAUAAAAUAGGUGCUUUAUAAGGAUUCAUUAAGAGCUGAAUUUAUUUGACUUCAGUUUACAGUGCUGCCUCU
Molecule: messenger RNA, 3113 nt
Organism: Aethalodelphis obliquidens (Pacific white-sided dolphin)
Lineage: Eukaryota; Metazoa; Chordata; Mammalia; Artiodactyla; Delphinidae
Gene: KLHL34
Product: kelch like family member 34
Exons: 1
Coding region: 14-1960 (648 amino acids)
Molecular function (GO): protein binding
Source: RefSeq, a predicted model, not a curated record